AAGUAGCUGGGGUUACAGGCAUGUGCCACCACGCCCGGCUGAGUUUUGUAUUUUUAGUACAGACAGGGGUUUUGCCACAUUGGUCAGUCUGGUCUUGAACUCCUGACCUCAAGUGAUCCAUCCGCCUCGGCCUCCCAAAAUUGAGCCUGUUUUAAAUAAAAGCUAUAUGACCUUUGCCUUACAGCCUAUAUUCAUUUUUCCCUCAGAGGGGAAGGAAGCUGAUUUUUAUAAGCACUUACUGUGUGCCACGAGCUUUGUGCAAUCCAUCUCAUUCAACCCUUACCACAGCCUGUAAGGCCGAUGUUACUGCUCCCGUUCACAGAUGACAACCCCAGGGCUCAGCAAACAGAAGUGACUGACCUCUUGGACUGCGUUCUUGCCACUGCCCCCACUACCCCACUGUACUUUCCUGGCCUUAGAGCCCUCGGGUCCCUCAUGGACAGGCCUCCACACUGCCUGGGAAACUCAGAACAGCUGGAGGGGUUUCUUCUCUGAGGAUUCUGGUGUCGGGAGAUGGAAGCCCAGGAACAGUGGACAGAUGGAUGAGACAUUCUCCUUCUCACGCACUUAUCCUACACACUGGUCACUCUCAAAAGCACACCCCUAGUCACAUUCGGGCUCACACUCUCUUGCACACAUCGAUUUUUUCACGUGCACUUGCACUGCCCUCUGGACUUCUGCAGUCUCCUUCAUGAAGCGGGGAUGGGUGGAGCAGGGGCUGCCGGCAUUGAUGGAAAUUGAUGAUAUUUGAACAUCUGUGUGGCAACUCACUCUCCAGCUGUCCCCGCCUCCCCCAACCCCACCCCUAAACACACAUGCACUGGGGCUGACAGCUAUUUCCUCUCUCAGUCUCCCUCUCCCACCUCUGUCUGCCCGCUGCCUCUUGUCUAGCUGCUAUCAGGAGCUGACUGCUUCCAGGGCUGGAAUCCUGUGCUCCCUCUGUGCCCAGAGCCCCACGAUGUCGGCCAACGCCACACUGAAGCCACUCUGCCCCAUCCUGGAGCAGAUGAGCCGUCUCCAGAGCCACAGCAACACCAGCAUCCGCUACAUCGACCACGCGGCCGUGCUGCUGCACGGGCUGGCCUCGCUGCUGGGCCUGGUGGAGAAUGGAGUCAUCCUCUUCGUGGUGGGCUGCCGCAUGCGCCAGACCGUGGUCACCACCUGGGUGCUGCACCUGGCGCUGUCCGACCUGUUGGCCUCUGCUUCCCUGCCCUUCUUCACCUACUUCUUGGCCGUGGGCCACUCGUGGGAGCUGGGCACCACCUUCUGCAAACUGCAUUCCUCCAUCUUCUUUCUCAACAUGUUCGCCAGCGGCUUCCUGCUCAGUGCCAUCAGCCUGGACCGCUGCCUGCAGGUGGUGCGGCCGGUGUGGGCGCAGAACCACCGCACCGUGGCCGCGGCGCACAAAGUCUGCCUGGUGCUUUGGGCACUAGCAGUGCUCAACACGGUGCCCUAUUUCGUGUUCCGGGACACCAUCUCGCGGCUGGACGGGCGCAUUAUGUGCUACUACAAUGUGCUGCUCCUGAACCCGGGGCCUGACCGCGAUGCCACGUGCAACUCGCGCCAGGCGGCCCUGGCCGUCAGCAAGUUCCUGCUGGCCUUCCUGGUGCCGCUGGCGAUCAUCGCCUCGAGCCACGCGGCCAUGAGCCUGCGGUUGCAGCACCGCGGCCGCCGGCGGCCAGGCCGCUUCGUGCGCCUGGUGGCGGCCGUCGUGGCCGCCUUCGCGCUCUGCUGGGGGCCCUACCACGUGUUCAGCCUGCUGGAGGCGCGGGCGCACGCUAACCCCGGGCUGCGGCCGCUCGUGUGGCGCGGGCUGCCCUUCGUCACCAGCCUGGCCUUCUUCAACAGCGUGGCCAACCCGGUGCUCUAUGUGCUCACCUGCCCCGACAUGCUGCGCAAGCUGCGGCGCUCGCUGCGCACGGUGCUGGAGAGCGUGCUGGUGGACGACAGCGAGCUGGGUGGCGCGGGAAGCAGCCGCCGCCGCCGCACCUCCUCCACCGCCCGCUCGGCCUCCCCUGUAGCUCUCCGCAGCCGCCCGGAGGAACCGCGGGGCCCCGCGCGUCUCCUCGGCUGGCUGCUGGGCAGCUGCGCAGCGUCCCCGCGGACAGGCCCCCUGAACCGGGCGCUGAGCAGCACCUAGAGUUAGAACCCGGCCCACGUAGGGCGGCACUCACACGCGAAAGUAUCACCAGGGUGCCGCGGUUCAAUUCGAUAUCCGGACUCCAGCCUCAGUGAUCAAAGUCCGAGGGGCGGGACCCAGGCACCUGCAUUUUAAAGCGCCCCGGGAGACUCUGAAUCUUUUUCAGAAACAGUGAGUUAAAGCAGUGCUUCUCAAACCUUGAUGUGCCUGUGAAUCACCUAGGGGUCUUGUUAAGUGCAGUCUGAUCCAGGAGGCCGGGGCCGGGUACUGAGUGUCUGCACUUAACAAGCUCCCAGGCCGAGAAGCCAGUGCGGCAGGUUCACAGGCGAGGCCUGGAGUAACACAAAGUGAAACUCAUAAUAGACUUCCCACUCUAGGGCAGUGGAGUCGGAAGGGCACACGGGGUGCGUCUCCCCGGAGUUCAGUUUUACCAGAUGAUGGGGGAGGGGGGAAGGAGUUUUAUGUUAAACCAUCCAUGUAUUUUUGGAGAAGAGAGAGGAAAGGUUGGAGAAGCACUGUUCCAGCCUGCCCUCUUCAUUUAGCCAAUGCUUACUGUGCUAGACGCUUCAUCCCACAAUCUUAAGGGGCAGCUUCUAUUAGCCAGUCUUUACAGCUGAGCACAUUCUGGCUCAGGGAGGUUAAGUGACUUGCCCAGUUUCAGGGCUAACGACCACAGGGUCUGCACUCUAACCCUAGGCAUCACAUGCUCAAUGACUCUCUGGUGAGCAAGGACAUUCUCUGACCUACUCGAGGGACUUAAGAUGCUAUCUUGUGACCCAGCACUGCCCAAAGUGCUUCCAAGGCAGAAGCAGCAGGGGAUGGCAUGGUCAAGCACUUGGGAAACCUGGGGCUAAUCAAAUCCAACGGGGGAAAUGACUAAAAGUCUUCGGUUGUUAGAACUUGAAUGGGCACAGCACACGUCAUUUCUUAGGUAAGCAGACCAGCCUCCCUGUCGGCCUGGUGUUCUGUGGGAUCCCUCUGGGCACUGGUAAUCCCAAGAUCUGUGCAGCCCGGCCUCCAGGCCACAUGGGGCUGGGCAGCUACCAUUUCCCUUUUGCGGAUGGGAGGGGUAACUUGCACCUCUGACCUAUCACUUCCACUGCACCGCGUCUCAUUCCUCCACCUGCCAUGGACUUGGGGUCAGAGACUGCUGUGUUUGAGCUCUGCAGCCCAGGGACUGAAAAGUCGGUGUCAAUGAAUUUUGCUUGGUGGUUGAAAUGUCAGUGGAAGAAGCAGAUGAGAAACUCUUGAGAUCUUGGUCCUGUGUUUUUUCUGCCACCAAAGGCCAGGGUCACUGAAGGCCUGGCCCACAGCAGGUGCUGAGCAAAGGGAACAGUGAGGUGCCCAGCUAGCUGCACAGCCACCCUGUGUUGACACCUCACCCCUGCUCCCUCCCAUCCCUUCCCCCUUUACUCAUAGCACUUCCCCCAUUGGACACGUGGUGCAUUUUGCUUGUUUAUUAUGUUUUCUCUCCAUCAGAAUGAAAGCUCCUCGAGGGCAGGGACUUCGGUCUGUUGUCUGUAUUUGCCAGUGCCUAGGAUUGUGCCUGUAUGCAACAGGCACUCAAUAAAUAUUUUUGCUGUAGACUGGA
Messenger RNA from Gorilla gorilla gorilla (western lowland gorilla), 3731 nucleotides. RefSeq names its product prostaglandin D2 receptor 2 (gene PTGDR2). Gene Ontology annotation, biological process: complement receptor mediated signaling pathway; positive regulation of cytosolic calcium ion concentration; inflammatory response. Lineage: Eukaryota; Metazoa; Chordata; Mammalia; Primates; Hominidae. The record is from RefSeq and is a predicted model, not a curated record. The coding region runs from base 959 to 2140 and encodes 393 amino acids. The transcript is spliced from 2 exons. Gene Ontology annotation, molecular function: complement receptor activity; G protein-coupled receptor activity. Gene Ontology annotation, cellular component: plasma membrane.